This is a messenger RNA of Schistocerca serialis cubense, 5416 nucleotides long. It is a transcript of the gene Pink1, whose product is annotated as serine/threonine-protein kinase Pink1, mitochondrial. The coding region runs from base 103 to 2142 and encodes 679 amino acids. Gene Ontology annotation, cellular component: mitochondrion. Gene Ontology annotation, biological process: regulation of apoptotic process; autophagy of mitochondrion; positive regulation of mitochondrial fission. Gene Ontology annotation, molecular function: protein serine/threonine kinase activity; ATP binding. NCBI's taxonomy places the organism in Eukaryota, Metazoa, Arthropoda, Insecta, Orthoptera, Acrididae. The transcript has 9 exons. The record is from RefSeq and is a predicted model, not a curated record.
CAGUUGAAGCGUUGAAAGUAAUAUGGCCGACGUUCUAUUGGAGAACGACGUAGUUAGAUUUUUCGCGAUGUAAUUUGUUUGUCGACGUAUUAUUUGAUAUCGAUGAUUCUCGACGUUAAGCUCCUGAAAUUCAGGAAGUUCCUCUCUGCUACUUUAUUUGCGCCGUCGGGGGCUGCGCGCUCGGCGGCGCACGACUACGAAAUGUCGAUCAGGGCAGCCGCAGCUAGGCUGCUCCAUAAUGGUCGGCUACUGCUGCGCAGCGCCAGACCGAAUCAAAACAAUCGACAGACCGACGUCGUAGACGGUUUCGGCCUCAAUAUUUUGCCCAAGCGAGGGUCAGCAGCCGAAAAGGCCGUAGGAUCAAGCAGUCCCGCCCCCACUGGAGGUAGGGGUGCGUCUGUGGUGAGGAAUGUUGCUUAUAAAUUUCACCAGCACGCAAGACGCUUAUUUGUUGACAACGUACUUCGGCGAGUGACAAAUUCCCAGUCAGCAGAACUCCGUGAGAGAGCUACGAAGAGAUUACUGUAUGGAGAUUCAGCCCCCUUCUUCGCGCUGGUGGGCGUCAGUCUAGCAUCGGGAACAGGGAUUCUAACAAAGGAUGAUGAGCUGGAAGGCGUAUGCUGGGAGAUUCGAGAAGCCGUGUCGAAACUCCAGUGGUCCAUAUCGCAGCUGCAGAGUGGCUGUCAUCCCAAGGCAGAUCUGGACGUGUCUGAGUGUGUGAGUGGGCUGAAAGACCUGGACGUGGGGCCCAUGAUCGCUAAGGGCUGCAGUGCUGUCGUGUAUGCCGCGAAACUAAAGGAAACAGUGAGCGACACUGGUGAGGAACGCGAAAAAAGCAAAAUCGACAACGUCGUCCAGUUGCACGACAGUGGCAUUUCGCGGCUGGCGUUCCCCCUCGCCCUCAAGAUGAUGUUCAACUACGAUGCAGAGUCAAAUGCGUCUGCCAUCUUGCGAGCCAUGUACCGCGAGACAGUGCCAGCUCCACACCACCUCGUACUCAACUUGGACCUCGAAGGCGACAGCGAGUGGGCGACAGAGUUGGCCAGCCGUGUACGUCGCCUACCUCCACAUCCGAACAUUGUGGAAAUCCUGGGGCUAUUUGCAGACCGUGUGCCAUUUCUACCCGGCUCACUGGCUAUGUACCCGGAUGCCCUUCCAUCGAGGCUAAAUCCGGAGGGCUCGGGAAGGAACAUGAGUUUGUUCUUGCUUAUGAAAAGGUACGACACGAGCAUGAAGCAGUAUCUGGAGCAGCACAGCCCGUCAGUGAGGGAGGCGACGCUGCUGCUGACCCAGCUCCUGGAAGCCGUCACGCACAUGACUCGCCACGGAGUAGCACACAGGGACCUGAAGAGUGACAACCUGCUGCUGACACUGCUGGGUCCGGAGGAUGGGGAGGGGGCGGAGGAGGAGCCACCCUGCCCGCUGCUCGCCGUCACCGACUUCGGGUGCUGCCUGGCCGACGCCCACCACGGCCUGUCUAUGCCGUACCACUCUGCAGAGACGGACCGUGGCGGCAACACUGCACUCAUGGCACCAGAGGUGGCCUGCGCGAGGGUAGGCCCGUUCUCCAGCAUCUCGUACCGCAAGUCGGACGCGUGGGCGUGCGGCGCCCUGGCGUACGAGCUGUUCUGCGGUGGCCGCAAUCCCUUCUAUUCGAACUGGGCGCCGGUCGAGUCGGAAAGUGGCGGAGGAGGCGACGGAGGCGGAGGGGAGACCGCAAAGGAGCUGCCGGCGCUGAAGAGCCGCAGCUACCGCGAGGAGCAGCUGCCUCCGCUGCCGGCCAACGUUCCGCCCCUCGUCGCUGCCGUCGUAGCCGGCCUGCUCGUGCGCGCGCCCCACAAGAGACUGAGUGCCGAGAUGGCGGCGACGAUCCUGCAGCUGCACCUGUGGGCUCCCAGCAGCUGGCUGGGCGGUGGCGAGGAGGGCCCGCAGAAGCCGACCAGCAACGAGAUCCUGCAGUGGCUGCUGUGCCUGACGACAAAGGUGCUGUGCGAAGGCGGUCUGGGCCUGUGCGCCGUGGGCGGGCGGCGUACGCUGGCAGAGUACCGCCUCAUCUCGGCGCUGCUGUCGCGGGCCUCGCUGCACCAGAUCAAAGCCGCCCUCGUGUGGGCGGUCACUGCUGCAGUGCCCGAGCUGUACUAGCCGCACCAUGCACUUCUGACGGUGGAGCCGGAGACACUAGAGCUCGGAAUGUGGGUAUAUUGCUCGAGUUGGAGAUGUCGACCUGAAAAUUGUAAAAUUUUAAUCUGUAUCGGAUCGUGAAACAUACAGGACACCAGUUGCGGAAGCCUGUGUACUUAACUUUUGUACGACUCUAAUCAGCUGAUCGAAACCGUCAGCGUGGCAUUUAGUUGCACCUGACCACUCGCUGUGAAAUGCAGUAUGUCACAGUUACUGGCAGGUUCGUCCGUUGCCGAGUGAGUUGCGAUAUCUGCAGAUUCGAGCACACCGCUCGGAUAGGGUGAUCUCUGAGCUCUCGAGUAUGGAACACUUGCUAUUAGAGGCCAGCUGGCAGAAAAGCCUUUACAAAUAAGUUAAUUAUGUUUCUUAUGGCAUAUAAAAAGGGGCAGUAUGGGAAAGAUACGCAUUUUCAUAAAAAUAUUAAAAGACUAAAAAUUUAUAAUUUUAGGUGCUAAUAAAUUCUCACUUAUUAAAAUACUACGGGUUGCUAUGUUUAGGUCAAAUGAAGUUCUCAGAGAAACUGAACACUUCAGCCCUGUCUGCAAAGGACCUCUUCGAGGGUACCGAUUCCUACAACAGUCGGUACGAAGCCAGAGUACGAAUCGCACACUGAUAGAAGCUACAAACUACCCUCCAUCCCCUUAAAGAAGUUAAAUCCUCCACAGAUAGGGACAAAACAUUUCAUUUCUCCAGGAAAAUCAGCCCUGACACACUAACCUGGACUAAUUUAAGUGUAAUAUUUCUGGCCACAAAACUUUAGGUUUAAAACUGAUCAACUUUGUCAGGGAUUUCCAAAACACGUGGCCUGUGUUUGCACAUAUCCUCAUAAAUAUGCUUCAUAUUUUCAAAAACAAAGUAGCAUUUAUGUUCUUGUGAUUAGAUUUAUAUAUUUUUUAAUUUAUGACAUCAGUUGCAUACUCACUGUAACCCAGGAUGUUGUUUCUUAAUUGCGAUAUUUAUCGUAGCGUCAGCAGUGACAUCUGUAAUGGCUUACUGUUAUCAAAAACUGUAAAAUAUAACAUUGUGUUAAUACUGCAUGUUUAAUAUGAGAAAAACUGGCAAUUUUUAAUACACUCAAAACAAAUCAUACAGUGGAAAGUUAAGAAAAAGUGUAAUGACUUUAAAUUGGGUUUAAAUGUGAAUUCCAUUAGACUACAGCACAAUUGUCUGGAACAUUUUAUUAACUGUGUCAUGUCUGGCGGUGGAAGUUUACAUUUUACAGUUACAAAUUUGAUAUCUGUAUAGUUGUAUGUGACCAGCUGAAUCUGCUUUACACAGACAUUGUGCCCAACUGCACACUCGACACAGCAGAAUAAAUGUCACCACGAUCCUACAGCGACAUUCUCCCAGCCCUGUGGCCUGUGGUUUGUUGGGCAAUGGUUGCCUUGUGUUUGCUGUUCUAUUGCGUGCUGCUGAUUUCCUGUACUGAUGGGUUUUUUAAACUAAAAUGAACAUCCUGUACUGAUUGUUGUGGCUUACUUCAGAUUUUGUGUGCUUUUAUUCUGCUUUUUACAGAUGUCAGGACAUCUGUAAGAAAAGCUGAGCCUUCUAAGCAUGUCACUGAAGUAGCAAAAAGAACAGCUUGUAACGAGACUACCACAACCUUUGUCAUGAGCAAUGUUUCACUCUACCUACACAAAUCGAUACCUAACCCACAAUUAAGAUCCAGUAAUGAAUAAAAGUUCUACGUAUUAACACAAUUUACUGCCAAGUCACAGCCUGUAAAUGGAUUUCGGGUGUAAACCAUUCAUUAACAGAGGAUUGUGAGUUUAGAAUAGCUAAAUUUGCAAACAAAGUUGUGUUUAUGUAAAGUGUGGCAGAAGUUGGUAACCAUCACCUGAUGGCUGUAGAGUACAUACAAAUGCGUACCUCACAUAAAUUGAUAGCACGUGUGCUGAUCAUGGUAUUGUGGUAUCGUGCAACCGAUAAUUCAUCAAAUAUAAACAUUCGAUGUCGAAAGUUUCUCACUAGAGCACUGUAAAAGAAAUAGUCACUUAAACAGAGGAUUGGCCAAAGCAAAAUGGUUCUGACAACACACUGCCAGAAGGAAACUUUUCAGCAAGAUUGCGUAGAAAUGAAAUUUAUCUCCUUCUACAGUGUUCCAAAGUACUAUAACCUCGGGAAGUACCUACCGCUAUGCAUUAUUCUGUUAUUGAAUGAUUGGAAAAGCUUCUAGUUCCUGCAAUCCAUUCAAAAUUUUUAAGGACAUUUCGUCAUUUGUUUAUUCUGACAAAAAAUUAAUAGAACUGCAUAUAAUCAUACGUGCUCAAUAAUGAAGAACUGUUUUGCACUUAUGAUAUAUUUCAAGUCUGUAGUGCCGUGCUGCGUAGUGCCAAGAUAGCAGCGACAGCACUUGUCAUGUGCAGGCAGACACCCUCCAACCUCCAACCCCUGUUACAACUACGUAGUUAUAUUACCUUUUUCCUCCAUUGUCACUGUCUCAUUUUUCUUAUUCUUUACAUAACAUCCAUACCAGACAUAGCAUUAAUUACAAAAUUUCCACACAAAACAAUAUAAAAAUGUUACUGUGUGUGUGAGGUGUACAUGUGACAUAGAGUUGUUUAGUUACAAGCUGUCCAUGUUGUAGAAAUGGAGAUAGUCAUUUCUAUGUAACUUUUACUGUGUUUUUCAUCUUUACUGAAACUAUUAUCACCUUCUGUAUUGUGAUUUCCUUUUGCAGGGUGCUGUGUGGCUGUAGUUGUGCUUAAGAGCUUGAAAGUUAACACCAUUGCCCUGCUUCGAACUUCAGUUAACUUAUUUGUAUUGAUUGCUUUUGUUCCUUAGAUUCUAUCUGGUGAGAGUCUAUACAUGGCUGUGAAUAUUGUUAAUGUUAACUUUUUCCUCUCCAAAUGUAAGUUAUUAUAUAUAUGGAAUAGAAUCUGCAGGAGAAUUAGCCUCAAAGGGAGAACCUUGUGACUCCUUUUUCUUGUAAAUGUUGAGGAUCCACCGUUUUUAUUUAUCCCAUGUUGAAAUAAUGAAUUUGUUUCUCCAUCUCUGCCGUCAGAUUAUCAGAAGUGUGGAUUCUUUUGACUGUUUGGUGAUUGAUUAGCACACUUAUGUGACUUAUUGUAGAUAGUAUUAUUUGUGAUAUGAUUCCUCUUCAUAUUUUAAUUAUAUUAAUUUCAGUAUUUCAGAAAAUACAUGAGCUUUAGUAGCUGUUUUUUAGCUGAGAUCUGCUACUGUAAUUUCAUCAGUGUGUGUGUGUGUGUGUGUGUGUGUGUGUGUGUGUGUGUGU